Messenger RNA from Fomitopsis serialis, 1845 nucleotides. Its product is annotated as dynactin p62. NCBI's taxonomy places the organism in Eukaryota, Fungi, Basidiomycota, Agaricomycetes, Polyporales, Fomitopsidaceae. Bases 55 to 1731 code for a protein of 558 amino acids. Gene Ontology annotation, cellular component: dynactin complex. The transcript has 5 exons. The record is from RefSeq and is a predicted model, not a curated record.
UGACAUCUUACACAGUCGUCGGUCGCCGUACGCACGACACUCGCGACGACCGCGAUGUCGCCCUCGGUCGAGUACUACUGCCCAUGUCUUGCUGCCUCCCCUCAUCCACCCCCACCACACCUCUCCUCAUCCUCCUACAGCUUCCACCCGCUACACAACCUCUUCUUCUGCGAGGAGUGCGACGCCGUGCGAUGUAACCGCUGCGUCAUGGUCGAAGUGAGCGGCUACUACUGCCCCAACUGUCUCUUCGAGGUGCCCAGCGCGAGUGUGCGCGCGGAGAAGAACAGAUGUGCACGGAAUUGCUUCUUGUGUCCGAAUUGCCGGAAUACGCUGACGGUGGUGCCAUCGGACCCGCCGAAUGACGGGCACGAUAGGAUGUCGCCCAUAGUGUCGACAUCCCUCGGCGAACCGCCUUUCUUUCUCUACUGCAACCAUUGUAGAUGGGACUCCGCAGAAGUCGGAAUUACUUUCGAGAAGCCCACAGGUCUCGCAGCCCAGCUACAGAAGUUCGAAGACUCGGCUCCAGAAGCCCUGGAGUUUGACCGGCUGAAAGAGCAUUUCGAACCCUUCCUACGUGCAUCCUCCUCCUCUUCCGCCGUCACACCCUCGUCCUCACACCACCACUCGAACCCCAUCACAGCCGCAGCGUCGUCCGCGCUCGCGCGGGACAUUCCCGGCGUCAGCAAGUACAAUCCGCUCUCGCGCAGCCGCUCAGGGCGGGACAAGGGCGCGCACAAGGCGGACAUCCCCGACUACAGGGCGCGCGUGGAGGUCGGCUCCGCCGCGGGCCUCGGCGCGGGGGGCGGGGAGGCGGACAUGGAGUACAUGAGGCAUCUGGAGACGGUCGCGGAGGUGGCGACGGUCGAGCAGCGAUGGGUGAAUAGCUGGGUGUCGUCGCUGCAUACGGAUGACCUCAAGCCACUGCGCAUACCGUUGCAGUCCAAGAAGUCCAAGCGAUGUCCGAGCUGUAGGCACAUCCUGAUCAAGCCGGAACAGAAAGCGCAGUCUGUGCGGUACAAGAUCAAACUCGUCGCCGCGAACUACUUGCCCGCCAUCUCCGUCUCGCUACCACAUGCACGGGCGGCCCUCGAGAUGUUGAAGCGCUCCUCCGCUAUGAACCGGUCGACUGCACCAUCGGACGACCAGACUCCGGCAGCAGCGCUGCUCGCGGGCAAGACAUAUUCCUUUCACCUGUCUUUUACGAACCCUCUCUACGACCCAAUACAGGUGCGGCUGAAGAAAGCACAGGCGGUACCCACGUCCGGCAGCGAAGCCGGGGGAGAGAAAGCAAGGAGACCGCCAUUCCAGGUGAACCUUCCCAGCGCAGCGUUUCCCAUAGCCGCGUUCGCAGAGGCAUGGGAGUACGAGGACGAUGAGGACAUGUUUGGCUUGGACGACGACGAUGAUCUUGACGGCCUCGGGCGACUCCAGAAGGACUCGAGGGGGAAGACGCGGACCGUAGGCGUCGUGGAGAAGCGGGCGAAUGUGACCGUCGUGGCGGGGGAGGUCAUUUUGACAAAGGAGGCGAGAGGGAACGUCAAGUUCAAUAUGUUGGUGUCGUACACGUACAGGUCGGAUGACCCGGAUCCAGCGGAGGAGAACGCGACGGGGACGCCUUCGCGCCAUGCGUCGAGUAAGCAGCCAGAGAUGAAGAACUUCUCGUUCUAUACCAUUGUCGACUUGGGACCUAUAGUCUCGAGGGAAGAGACGAGACAUGAUGCAGAUCUAUGAUGACCUCCCCUUCUCCUGGUGCUUCAUGGAGACGAGGCUGAAUGCAAUGUGUGUAGCAUAAUGGAUUAUAUCACGCAUGCUUAAUGUGCAUGUUCUCCCCUGCAUUCAAGGCCG